Messenger RNA from Xyrauchen texanus (razorback sucker), 8080 nucleotides. RefSeq names its product roquin-1-like. The record is from RefSeq and is a predicted model, not a curated record. The coding region runs from base 366 to 3677 and encodes 1103 amino acids. The transcript is spliced from 19 exons. Lineage: Eukaryota; Metazoa; Chordata; Actinopteri; Cypriniformes; Catostomidae. Gene Ontology annotation, molecular function: metal ion binding.
CUUGAGCGCUGUUGCUAGUUUUUUAUGCGAGGAACUCCCGGACUACUUCGGCAACCCGUUAUAACGGUCGACAUGGCGACCGAGGAAAUAACAAAGCGUUUUCUUAUGAAAAGAUGAAGAUAGCCGAUACUCCACCAGAAUGGGUUUCUGGUUUCACACCAUGUGUUGAUCACCCUGGAUGUGUGAACUUAUUCAAGAACUCCUGUGUUGAGAAGAUUUUUUGAUUCCAGUGGAAUCUUCCAUUUUUCCUCCCAAUCUAUUUUGUUCCUUUUUGUUAAAUGAAACACCCAAUCACACACAGACACGCACGCACACCUUGGAGAAACCCCCUCACCUUUUUUUACAUGUAGAACACCCUUGCUACGAUGCCUGUACAAGCUCCACAAUGGACAGAAUUUUUACUGUGCCCAAUAUGCACCCAAACCUUCGAAGAGACUGUGCGUCGGCCCAUCAGUCUGGGUUGUGGCCACACAGUUUGCAAGAUGUGCCUCAACAAGCUGCACCGCAAGGCCUGUCCAUUCGAUCAGACGGCCAUAAACACUGACAUUGAGCAGUUGCCCGUCAACUCUGCCCUGUUACAGCUGGUCGGGGGUCAGGUGUCCAAACAGCAACCUGUGGCACUCAUUACCUGUCCAGAGGACACCAAGCAUUAUGAUGAGGCACGACAGUGUGUUGAGGAGCUGGCCCUCUACCUCAAACCCCUCAGCAGUGCACGAGGAGUGGGGUUGAGUAAUGCUGCUCAGAGCAUGCUGAGCCGCCCCAUGCAGAGGAAGCUGGUGACUUUGGUGCACUGUCAGCUGGUGGAGGAGGAGGGCAGGAUCAGGGCCAUGCGGGCAGCCCGCUCUUUGGGCGAAAGAACUGUCACAGAGCUCAUCCUGCAGCACCAAAACCCCCAGCAGCUCUCCUCCAACUUGUGGGCUGCUGUGAGAGCCAGAGGCUGCCAGUUCCUGGGCCCAGCCAUGCAGGAGGAGGCACUAAAGCUGGUGCUGUUGGCAUUGGAAGAUGGAUCUGCUCUUUCCAGGAAGGUUUUGGUCCUCUUUGUGGUUCAGAGAUUGGAGCCAAGGUUUCCUCAGGCCUCCAAAACCAGUAUUGGACAUGUAGUUCAGCUCCUAUACCGUGCCUCCUGCUUCAAGGUGACUAAACGAGAUGAGGAUUCAUCACUAAUGCAGUUGAAAGAGGAGUUCCGCACGUAUGAGGCACUUCGGCGGGAACAUGACUCUCAGAUUGUUCAAAUUGCCAUGGAGGGAGGACUCCGUAUCGCCCCCGAUCAGUGGUCUUCUCUACUUUAUGGAGACCAGUCCCAUAAGUCCCACAUGCAGUCCAUUAUUGACAAGCUGCAGACGCCAGCAUCGUUUGCUCAGAGUGUGCAGGAGUUGACCAUCGCACUGCAGAGGACGGGUGACCCCGCCAACCUCAACCAGCUAAGACCUCACCUCGAGCUGCUCGCUAACAUUGAUCCCAGUCCAGAUGCUCCUCCACCGACCUGGGAGCAGCUAGAGAAAGGGCUUGUUGCGGUAAAGACGGUGGCACAUGGCCUGGUGGACUUCAUUCAGAACCACAGCAAGAAAGGUGCUGACACACAGCAGCUGCCCCAGCACAGCAAAUAUAAGACCUAUAUGUGCAGAGACAUGAAGCAGAAAGGAGGCUGUCCCAGAGGAGCAAGCUGCACCUUUGCCCAUUCACAGGAGGAGCUGGAAAAGUACCGUAAAAUGAACAAACGUCUUGCAGCACGUGUGCCCUGCCCUGCUGGUUUGCUGCCUGAUGAGUUGGUUUCUCUUGAGCCUGGGCGAAAAGCAUUAGCUCUUGCCAAUGGCAUUGACACACCUGGUCCUGGGACCCCUCUCCCCCAGCUCAUCCCCAGAGGCACAGAUCCCUCUGCAUAUGACCUCUUACCCAAGAUGGACUCUAACCUGAGUGCUCCUGGGUCACCACCUGACUGUUUGGAUAAAUCUGGCCUGGCCCUGACACCCCACCCUGUGCCUCACCCCAGGGUCGAGCACUUACCCAUACACAAGCAGGUGCCAGUCAUGUCCAGAGGUGCACCACAGAUGUAUCCACAACAGCAGCCCGAGCUCUUCUACCCUGAGCCAGGCAGACCACCUCCCUCAGGAUCUCAGUAUGAAGCUCAGUACUCAGCAGGCAACCCCUACCCUUAUCAACCUUCACAGUAUGUACCUUCCCGCUACAUCCGUAACCAACCUCCCCUGGGCGAGUCUGCAGUGCCCCCUUACCCAGAGCCCUACCCAGGUUAUGGCCCAGAGCGCCAAUAUCAGGGCCACCACUCUGGUCCUCCUUUCUCAGCCCACCCCUACGCAACAACCUCCCAUUAUAGCCGCAGACACGGACACUAUCCUGCACCCCCACCUCCGUUUGCCCCUUCCAGAGAUGACUUUGUCAGGAUGAGCCCGGUUCCUAUGGACGUUCCCCCAGCCCCUAUGCCUCCACCUCAAACAGGGUCUGCAGGGUCUCUGUACCACCCCCAGGAGAUUUUAUCCCGAGACAGAUACCCACAUGAUGGGUACUAUAAUUCUGGACCACACCCCAGCCAAUUGAGGUCCCACAUAAGAGACCCAUACAGCCGCUCUCAGCCUAGUCUGGACGACUUGCACCGCAGGCGUAAGGAGCUGCUGGUCCAGCUGGAAGAGAGAAAUGUCAUCUCUCCUCCACCUUUCGCUGCCUCCCCCACCCUGUCCACUCACCCGUUCACCAAUGACUACCCUCAGGAGUAUUUGGAGGAUGGGUCUAAAGCCUUUGGAAGUCGGGAGCCGGACUAUGCUGGGCAGUAUUCCCCCUGGUCAUGUGACACCAUAGGAUCAUACAUUGGCUCCAAGGAUGCUAAACAAAAAGAUAAUGCAGAAGCAAAAGUUCUGUGCGAGCCUCCAUUGGACACCCAGCGACGCUCAGCAGAAGCCAAAGACGAUGACCCCAUCAUUCCCUUUGGUCCUCUGCCUACAGUGUCUCCCUUUGGAGCUAUUUCACGCACCUCUAAAACGGGUUACCAGACCACUGGGCCAGUACAGGCCAUGGCCUCCUCACAGGCCUCAGGCUCCAAACACAUGACCAUGACAGCAGACUACUCAUAUGGUAACCACAGUGGUUGGGGUGGAGCAUCGUACCCUCAACACCAGAGCAUGAACUCUCAGGGACACUUCAGCGAGCGUGUGCCCGUGUCUGGCCCUGAUCGUGAGCAGCUCAAGAUUGAACUACAGCAAGUUAACCAGCAGAUCAACCAGCAGACCCGUGGCAUGGAGGCUGCCAGUAACUCCAUGCUCCUGCAGAGGGAGGCGUGUGCGUUGGCAUCUCAGCCUGCGCCGGCUGUGAAGUGGUCUUCAGGUGGCGCUGUGUCCAGUGAGCAGCUCAGCAUGGAGCUUCAUCACGUAGAGCGAGAGAUUGGAAAAAGAACCCGUGAAAUUGCCAUGGAGAACCAGGUGGCCCAUGAAUACAAGCUGAAGGCCACAGAGAACGGGCAGCCUGACCAUAAAGCCCAGCUGGAGGAACUCUCUUUAGCUUUAAGUGAGGUGUCUAAUGGAUCCAGUGGCAUGAAGCCAGCCAGUAAUCUGGGUGGAUCUAUGCUGUCUCUGAGCAAUAAGACAUCUUCUCUCACCCUCUGCUCGGUAGAGCAAGCGGCGAGUAGCUCAGACCUUCAAAAGAAUGGUGUUGUGCAUUCUUGCUCAUAAGAGUGUAUUUACACACAUACACAAACAACCUCACCACCUCCAAAAGUCAAUUUCUUUCUUGGUGGGCUUAAAAACGUCUCUUGACUCAUUCAGGAUCAUUAGAAUGACGUCAACAUGCGUUUUGUAAUAUUCAGACGGAGCUAUGAUGCUGAGGGACGCAUUCUCACAAACGCACACACAUUUGCAUGCUGCUACAUGCAUGCACAAACACAAACUUCUCUGUUGUAUUAUUUAGAGAAAUGAGCAGUAUCUGCCGUGAUAUACAUUUUCUUUCUUUUUGUUCUGUGAAUGAGCUUUUAGUUUUAAAUGACUUCUCAUCCCCUGGAAACCAGGGCAUCUGAGCAAUGCUGACUUUUUGUUGUGUUUCCCUUAAAGCGACAAAGAACAGUAAGCCCAAAGCUAGCAUGGAAAAGAUGAUGCAAAUUUGAUAAUUGGUGGAGUCAAAACAAGAAUCAAGCAAACUGAGUUUUUAGCAUUAGGGCUAGUCGGGGCCUCUCUUGAAACGUUUAACUCCUUGGAUCUUUGCAGCCUUGAAUAUGAUCUGACUCACCUGGUUUCAAGUAGCAUGGAGAACCUUUUGUGAAUCCAUUUUUAUGGACCGUUAACACGGGUCUCCCCACAUGAAACACAACUGUGGCAGUGUAUCGCUGUAAGGCAGGCAGACUGAACUCUGGAUAACACAAGGGAAAAGAUAUUUAAUCGGUUGUCAGGUUUAGUUUAAUUUAUGGUUUGGCUAUACAACUGUUAAGGAAUUUAUAAAUGUACAAUAACACGUUUAACGCAUUCCGUUUUAUAGAAUGCAAACAAAUGUCUUUAAAAUUGAGCACUUUUUUCAAUGUUUUUCCAUGAGUGUAUACUUUUUUGUAGAGGAGGUGCAACAGUUCAAGUCCUUUGUGUUCUUCAGAGCUUUGUGGUUUGGAAUGAUUUUCUUUUUCCUCAUACUGCCACAGUUGUUUUGUAAGAUUUCAGCCUAUUAGGAAAUAAUUUCAUCAGUUUCCCCUAACUUCUGUGAAGUUGCUUAUUUGGCUCUCCUGGUUGAGUUUGCAUAUUCGGGUCUUGCCGCAAAAUCGCUGCAUGGAAAUAUAGGGUGCGUAGUUUCAACCAAACCGGGUCCCAUAGAGUUACAGUUUAGACACUCUGGAGAAAAUUCCUGAAAUUUGCAUGAAUAAAAGUCCUGAUGGGUUUCCAGCCAGGUGUUCAUAUUAGAUUAGCUAUUUGAUGUCUUUAAAAUUACUUAGAUCUGUAAUUGUCCUCUUGAUAAAUUCGUUCAGAAUCAGUUCUCCAGAGACAAUUACGAAUUUCUUCAGAAACAUGAGAAGCAAAUUUCAGUGUAAAUAGCUUGUAAACACAAUUCUUGCACAAACAAUUGCAAUGAAUUGAAUGCAACAGUGUACGUAGGGAAUGGUUUUACAAACGAUUUACACAAUUUGUUUUGCAUGUGUUUUGUGAAUGAGACCCAUUGAGUUUAAACCUCAAUCACCCUGCUUUGACUGAAAUGUGUGUUUUUACACAAUCUAUUCAAUGACUGUUUAAAAACGAGGCCCCAUAAAACAAAGAGAACAAGAUUAUUUGAAGUCCGAUGUCUUACUAUAGUGAUGACAUUCUUCACGUGUGACAUUUUGUUCUAGUCUCUUGAGACCGACUAUUAUAUACAGCUCCAAUUUUGGGUGCAACCUCUUAACGUGUAAUCGUUGUCAUUUUUGUGCUAUAGACAUGAUGGUUAUAGUUGAUUUAUCCUAUUAUUAUGACGAUGACUUGUCAUUUGUUAUUUGAUGUUCUUGCUCGUGAAAGAGCACACAGCCUUUUCAAGCAAUCGUCAAGAUUGAAGUCAAGCUGUACUGACACGAAGAGGUGACGUCGACCCUCCUGAUGAGGUGUAAACUUACUGUGAUGUUAAUCACAUUCGCUUAGCAAAUUCUCCAGAAUGUCAACUUUCUUAUUGCUAAAUUGUUACCUCCUCCUACUCCUUGAAGAGGAAAUACAAUUCUCUAUGAAUUUUUGUAGCAUUCCAUGCUGUUGAAGAUGAAAAAUCCCAUGACCUUGUUAAUGCGGUGUAGUGUAGCCAACGAUUUCUCUGCUGAGCCUCUUGUUUCCCCUCUGGUGAAUCUAGCCUCUGACUAGAGCUUCAUUAUCUUCCAUCUGCCCUUAAAAGUUUUAGGCUUUGAAGUAUCCUCAAAUUAGACAAUUGGGUCACACUUCACCCCAAAAUAAAAAAAGACAUUUAAAAUUUUAUUUGAUAUAAGGUAAAUUAAGCAGAUUUUUAAGGCCAUUCAGUUAUUUAUACAUUUUUUAUGACAUUUUUUGGUAUUGUGGCAUUGUAAUAUUUUAGGGAAUUUUACUUUUGAAUAUAAACAAAAGGCCCAUUAUUCUCAGUGGGGAUUCUCAUUAGAUACAUUGUAUUGCAGUACAUUUUUACUGUAAUUCAGUUCAGUAUGAUAGUAAAAAUCACUGUAACACAAUUAUUUUUAAUUAAAUUAGCAUAAAUUAACAGCAGUGCAACAAUUUCUACAAUAACAGAUAAAUACUUUGCUUAAUGGUCCUAAAAAUAAAAUUAAAGUCUAAUUUUCUAUUGAAGGUAAUUGUAGCCGAUUUUAAGGACCAUUAAUAUGUCCAUUAAGAUUAUAUUUAUGACAUUUGUGUUUUUUAAUGUAAUAUGUUGUCAUUGUUUUUAUUACAAAAAAAAAAAUCGCAUUUUCAAUGGUGAUUUUCAUUAGAUUCAUGUAAUUUUACUGUAAUAUGAUACUUUAUUCCAGCAAAAAAUUACAAAUACAAUUUAUUACAUCAGCAAAAAUGAAAGGCAGUACAACAAACACCAACAUUAUGUAAACAUGCUUUUUUUCACAUUACUGUAAUGAGAAUUCAAUUUUUAUUAUUAGUCAUAAAAAUAAUGGCUCAAUUCAUAAAUUGUUAAUGUUGCUUAAAUAGGCGUAAUUUUCUUGAGGCAAAAUUGAAAUGAGUUAUUUCUUAUUUGGGGUGAAUUUUGACCUGGGUGAAUAUGAGUGGUGAAUACACUUUGGAUAUCUGUCUUUUACAUGCCACCUCACCUAUCCAAUCUGCAUUUCUUCAACUAUUUACUUGUGAAUUAGCCAAAUUAAUCAAAUAUUUUUAAUUAAACUGAGGACCAUUGCACCAGGAGGAUAUAAUACGCUCACUGAAAGCCCUUUAUUUAUAAACAAAGAGAAGGAAAUGAUCGCUUACUGCUUAAACUUUCAUAGGACAUGUUUAGAAAGUGGCUACUCGAUAAGUGACAUCGAUAAAGGCAUAUGAACCAGAUUACUACCCACAGUACAUGGCAAGGCUUGUUAUGCCGAGGAAAGGAAUUGUUUUUAGAAUUGUCCUCCAGCUAAAUUUACAGGAGCUUUGCUAACAUGCUCCAGUCACCAUCUUUGGUUUUGUACUAGCGUGGUGAGCAUUUGAUUUCGCAAAGCCAAUUGCUAAUAUGACAAUUAAACAGCACCUGACACAUUAGCCAACGCUUGGCGGGUGUACUGAUACUUUUUCGUUUGGCUUUUGUAGAGUGCCCAAAGCUGUACUACAGUAAGCAUUCUCGAGUGGUGCAUUGCAGGAUGCUUUUUAUUUGAAUCUUUGGAUUGUAUGGGAAUGUGCUAUCUUGUAUUUAAUAUUUGGCACUUGCUUGGGUGCUAUAGAAUAAUUUUUCCCCUCUAAAUAUCAGUGAUCUCACUGAGCGAAUUACUUCUGCGUGGAUAUUUUUAGUUUGUUUUAUGAUCAUGUCAACCAUCUUAAUGGGAAAACACUCAGUAAGGCUCAUUUACAGUUUCGUGCAUGAGGUUUUUCCCUCAACAGAGAAAUUGCAGGAUAAAGUGAUUGUCUUUGAGAAUAGGUCUGUUCCUAAUAGAUGAUAUUCAUUUCUCUGCCUUGAUUGUGUCUGUUUUGAACAGACCUGUUGAAUUCAUUUAAAAGGAAAGCAAAUGAACUCAUUUUGAAGCUUAUAACACUGUUAUGACUGUCUUUUUUUGUUUUAUUCCUACCUUUUUGGGAAAUGUAAUGGCUUUUUUAUGAUUACUUUCAAGUUGUCUUGUAUAAUCUCUUAAAUUAAGGUACAGGCUCAAUUUCAACAAGGAAAGGUUUUAUAUAUAUAAAUAUAUAUUAUACUCCAUUAAGGAAUGUUUAGAACCAUCUUACUCCAAUGUGGAUGUAGCCAUUAUUACGCCAUUUUAUGACUUUGUAAAAGAAUUCACUGUGUGAAAAUUGGUUUGCAUUUUUGUAUAAUACAAUCUGCUUUUUUUGUUUGUUUGUUUGAAAGGGAGGUGAAACUGGAUGUUAGUGGACAAGAUUUUUAAAAAUAAUAAUUUAACAUAAACCUGUGAUAUUGAGAAGAAAAUGUUACUUGUGUACAACAAUGAAUCUAAAUGAGAGGGAUGGAAUAAACAAUAUUGGGAACA